This is a messenger RNA of Photinus pyralis (common eastern firefly), 3554 nucleotides long. RefSeq names its product ER degradation-enhancing alpha-mannosidase-like protein 3 (gene Edem2). The transcript has 6 exons. Gene Ontology annotation, cellular component: endoplasmic reticulum; membrane. The record is from RefSeq and is a predicted model, not a curated record. Gene Ontology annotation, molecular function: calcium ion binding; mannosyl-oligosaccharide 1,2-alpha-mannosidase activity. Lineage: Eukaryota; Metazoa; Arthropoda; Insecta; Coleoptera; Lampyridae. Bases 283 to 3234 code for a protein of 983 amino acids. Gene Ontology annotation, biological process: carbohydrate metabolic process; mannose trimming involved in glycoprotein ERAD pathway; endoplasmic reticulum mannose trimming.
GAAAAAAAAUAAGUUUGACAGGUGUCACUAUACUAUCGAGAAUUUAUCUUCACGAGUGCAGUAAAUUAGUCAUUUUAGCCAAUUAAAAAAUACAAUAAUGACGGAAAAGUAAAAUGGUUAAAUAGUAGGUUGCAUCACGUGCAAACUGAUAAGCUGUUAUCAGUUUCUUAAGCACAUCAUCUGUAAAGCCAUAAGAUAACGUGUCCCAAACAAUAUGUUCAAAUCAACAAUAAAUGUAGAUUCUUGACGAAUUUUGUUGUUACCUUUUUUGUUUAUCUAAUCAUGUAUCGUUUUUCUUCUUCCUUAAUAAAUCAAUCUUUGCUCAUUUUGUGUACGGCACUACUGUUUUGUAAGCGAUGUUACUGCGAGGAGACCAAAUUUAUGUCGAGGGAGGAACGACUACAACUAAGGGAGGAAGCGAGGGAUAUGUUUUAUCACGCCUAUCGAGCUUAUAUGGAAAAUGCGUAUCCCGCCGAUGAGUUGAUGCCUCUUAGUUGCGCGGGUCGUUACAAGGGACUCACGCCGAGUCGGGGAGAUAUCGAUGACUCCUUGGGAAAUUUUUCCUUGACCUUAAUCGAUAGUUUGGACACGUUGGUGGUGCUAGGCGAUUUGGAGGAGUUUGAACACGCAAUACGGCUCGUGAUAAAAGAUGUCUCCUUUGAUAAUGAUGUUAUUGUGUCAGUUUUCGAGACGAAUAUUCGCGUGCUAGGUGGUUUACUGUCUGCGCACGUUUUGGUGGAAUACUUGCAACAACAUGCUGAUAUUAUGUUGUGGUAUGGAGGAGAGCUUUUAACAAUGGCAAAGGAUUUAGGAUAUAGAUUGUUACCUGCAUUUAAUACCACGACAGGGAUACCUCAUUCUCGGGUUAACUUGAAGUAUGGCUUGAAGAGCGAUCGCUUAGAAACGGCGCGUGAAACGUGUACGGCGUGCGCCGGCUCAAUAAUUCUGGAAAUGGCGGCGCUCUCGCGAUUAACAGGCGAACCAAUAUUUGAGGAGAAGGCCCAUAAGGCCAUGGAUGAACUUUGGAAGAUGAGAAACAGAGGUUCCGAUUUAAUGGGAACAGUAUUGAACGUCCACUCUGGCGAUUGGGUGAGGAAAGACUCGGGUGUCGGGGCAGGCAUUGACUCUUACUACGAAUACUGCCUGAAAGCUUACAUUCUUCUGGGAGACGAUCAGUAUUUAAAUCGUUUUAAUCGCCAUUACAACGCCGUUAUGAAAUACAUAUCGCAAGGGCCGAUGUUGCUGGACGUUCACAUGCACAGGCCGCAUACGAAUUCACGAAAUUACAUGGAUGCCCUACUGGCAUUUUGGCCGGGUCUGCAGGUGUUAAAGGGCGAUUUGAAGCCAGCGGUUGAGACCCACGAAAUGUUGUACCAGGUGAUGCAAAGGCACAAGUUUAUACCAGAAGCGUUCACUACCGAUUUUCAAGUGCAUUGGGGCAAUCAUCCGCUUAGACCCGAAUUUUUAGAAUCGACAUACUUUCUGUAUACAGCUACCAACGAUCCCUAUUAUUUAGAAGUUGGUAAAACUGUCUUGAAGAGUUUGCAAAAGUACACCCGAGUGCCUUGCGGAUACGCUGCCGUUAACGAUGUGCAUACCGGUAAACAAGAAGAUCGUAUGGAUUCGUUCGUACUCGCGGAGACGUUCAAGUAUCUGUAUUUGCUGUUCGCCGAUCCCGAAGAUCUCAUACUAAAUUUGGAGGAAUUUCUGUUUACGACCGAAGGUCACUUGCUGCCACUUACUUUAGCAUCACAUACGAAUUUGUCGCGCACAUUAAUCGAUAACGAAAUCGACGACAGCGAAUUUGCACGAACUUGCCCGAAUAGUAAGAAAUUAUUUCCCGCAUCCGUACGCAAGCCGCUUAAGAAUAUGGUCGAUGGUGUCUGCCCACGAAGAUUAACCAAGCGAAAGUUAACAGCAACCGAGUUCUCCGCAUCAAAUUUGAAUCAUCUAAGGUUGAUUAAAGAUAUGGGGAUCAAUAUUAUUGCUCUGAAUGAUGGCAGAGUGCAGCUUUUGCAUACAUUUUCUUCCGCGAGAUCAACAUCUGACGCCGAAGAGGGCCUAUUGUUCAUGCAAGAAAUGGUGGAACUAUCAAAAUUGCAAGCACAACAAACCGAAUCGUCACCGCAAGCCGUAACGUUCGCAAUAAAAGACGGAACGGGAAACAAAAAAACAAUCACGGUCCAAGCUGGCCCGUCGCAUUUCGGCGUUAGCCUAAAAAACAAUCAGAAAGUGACGUCACAAACGAUCCUCGCCGACCCGUUCAGGGCCUGUACCGAUCUAAAAUUUGCGGACAAAUUGAAGGGGAAAAUCGUAAUUGUCGAAAGGGGCGAUUGUAUGUUCGUGAACAAAGCGAGACAAAUCCAAAACGCGGGAGCCGUCGGCGGUAUAAUUGUCGAUAACACCCCCGAUAGCAGCAACACGAUUACACCUCUAUUUUCAAUGUCGGGCGACGGUACCGACGACAUAAAAAUACCGGUGGUGUUCCUGUUCACGCAAGAUGCCUCAAAGUUACUGCUGGCGCUAUCUACAGAUACCAAACUGGAGGUGACGAUUAGCGAACUCAAAAACGACUCCGAAUUUUGGCCAUCAAACGAAGAAGAGUCCGUGUUCCAAAAGUUGAAGGUGUCAGUGCAAGAAUUCCUAAAUAAACAUACAGGUAUCGUUUUUACCGACACUGUCGUCGUGGGAGAUUUCCGCGCGAAUAUCGGAAUAGAUAAAAUACAGAUCAGUUACAAGCAAAAUAAAGACAGCGAUAUUUACGUACCAGAAGCGACAACAAACCUACAGUGGAGUCAGAUUAGGAAAGGCUUAAUUAAAUCGAUAUUGCAUUCCGAAACCCAAGAACUGUAUGUUCCCAUAAGUAUUUUGCGCAUUUAUUACCAGACAUUGAGCGGUGCUUCGGCGGAAGACUUACGGAAAUUCGACGUUACCAUACAGACAACGUGGUUACUUCAACAGUUAAACAUUGAAAAUCGCAGAAAAAAAGACGACGACUUAGUCGAAGUCGGUGAAACACCAGAGCUCGCCAAAGAAGCGAAAUUGGAGCAACUGAAGGCGAUACUCGAGAGCACACUACAGUAUGAAGUGGAUAACGCGGCGUCUCCCACCGACGACCUAGUGAUACACGGUGAGGACAAGACUAAGCCAGAAGUCAUAAUUACGGCGGAUCGCCUCGACGGUACGGAACAAAAGUCGGACGUUAAAACAAAAAAGAUCGCGGACGAAUUGUGAUUUUAAGUGUUAGGUAAAUUAUAAAUUUAAUACAUCAACAUUUGUGCAAAUUGCUUGAUUUUCGAAAUGUCUUUUAAAUUUCUGACUGUGAGAAAUUGCUAGUCACGUAUUAAGGAUUGUCGUUAAUUUAAUGCAUUUCACUAAGAUUAUUUCGUAAAUUCUGCACUCAUUUUUUUCGUUAUACACACACAGCGUCACUUUUAUAUCAUCUUUUUCAUAUCUGAUGUACAUUUUGUACAAAUUGUAAAUAUUAUUGUUUAUAUGGUUAUACAGUUAUAAAAAAGAUGAAUUUGUAAAAUAUUUUUAUAUUAAUAGCAAAG